GUUGUUGAAAAAUAUCGCGCAAUGGCCCUUGAAUCGCGCGUUACACAGGAAGAAAUCAAGAAGGAAACUGAGAAGCCAAUUGACAGAGAAAAGACCUGUCCUCUUCUCCUGCGAGUUUUUACCACAAACAAUGGGCGGCACCAUCGACAAGAAGAAUUUGCCCGUGGCAAUGUUCCCUCCAGUGAACUGCAGAUAUACACAUGGAUGGACGCUACUCUGCGAGAGCUGACCAGCCUCGUGAAGGAGGUGUAUCCAGAGGCCAGGAAAAAAGGAACUCAUUUUAGUUUUGCCAUAGUCUAUCCUGACCUUCGAGGGAAAGUGUAUCGUUUUAAAGACAUUGGCAAUACAGUGUCGGGAAAGAAGUGUGCUGACGACUCCAUGACACUGCAGUCUCAGCGCUUCCAGAUUGGAGACUACCUGGACAUAGCCAUCACACCACCCAAUAGGGCCCAACCCCCUGGUCCGCGUAUGAGGCCUUUUUGA
This is a messenger RNA of Nerophis lumbriciformis (worm pipefish), 483 nucleotides long. Lineage: Eukaryota; Metazoa; Chordata; Actinopteri; Syngnathiformes; Syngnathidae. The record is from RefSeq and is a predicted model, not a curated record.